Rubroshorea leprosula is the source of this 1908-nucleotide messenger RNA. Lineage: Eukaryota; Viridiplantae; Streptophyta; Magnoliopsida; Malvales; Dipterocarpaceae. The record is from the annotation of a GenBank genome assembly.
AUUUUGACAGUUUUUUUUCAUGAAUUAUUUGUGAUUUUUCUUCUGAGCUGUUUUUUAAUUUGAAAGCCAGAUCUAAGUGGAGAUUUUAAAACACUUUUACCAUGGUCGCCACUGCUGCUGCUUCUGCAUUCUUUCCGGUUACUUCUUCCUCUUCGGACGCCGGCGUGAAGAACAAGAAGGUGGGAGGUGGAUCUGUUAGCCUUGGGGGUGGCAAGUCAAAAUCUCGUAGUUUGCAAGUUAAGGCAAAUGCCCAAGCUCCUCCUAGGAUUAAUGGAACUCACGUGGAAGGCUUGAAGAAUGAAGAUGAUGCACCUUCUCCACCUCCUAGAACAUUUAUCAAUCAAUUACCUGAUUGGAGCAUGCUUCUUGCUGCUAUCACCACAAUCUUCCUGGCAGCAGAGAAGCAAUGGAUGAUGCUUGAUUGGAAGCCGAGGCGGUCAGAUAUGCUCAUUGAUCCGUUCGGUAUUGGGAGAAUUGUUCAGGAUGGUCUUGUGUUCAGGCAAAACUUCUCAAUUAGGUCAUAUGAGAUAGGCGCCGAUCGCACAGCAUCUAUAGAAACAUUGAUGAAUCAUUUACAGGAAACAGCCCUUAAUCAUGUUAAAACUGCUGGGCUUCUUGUAGAUGGCUUUGGUUCAACCCCAGAGAUGUGCAAAAAGAAUUUGAUUUGGGUGGUCACUCGAAUGCAGGUUGUGGUGGAUCGCUAUCCUACUUGGGGUGAUGUUGUUCAGGUGGACACAUGGGUUGAUGCAUCUGGAAAGAAUGGUAUGCGGCGUGAUUGGCUUCUCCGUGAUUGUAACACUGGUGAAGUUUUAACAAGGGCUUCUAGUGUGUGGGUUAUGAUGAACAAACUUACAAGGAGAUUAUCUAAAAUGCCAGAAGAGGUUCGAAGGGAAAUAGAACCUUAUUUUAUGAACUCUGAUCCUGUUGUUGAUGAGGACAGCAGGAAACUAGUGAAACUUAAUGACAACACAGCAGAUUUUGUUCACAAAGGUUUAACUCCUAGAUGGAGUGAUUUAGAUGUCAACCAGCAUGUUAAUAAUGUGAAGUACAUUGGUUGGAUCCUUGAGAGUGCUCCACUGCCAAUCUUGGAGAGUCAUGAACUUUCUGUCAUGACACUGGAGUAUAGGAGGGAGUGUGGCAGGGACAGCGUGCUGCAAUCCCUAACUGCUGUCUCUCACAAGGACAUAGGUAAUAUGGGAAAGUUCGGUAAUAUUGAAUGCCAGCACUUGCUUCAACUUGAGGAUGGGGCUGAGAUUGUGAGAGGGAGAACUGAAUGGAGGCCCAAGUAUGCCAAAAAUUUUGGUAACAUCGAUCAGAUUCCAGCAGAAAGUGCAUAGCAUCAGACUUGUUACUGUGGCAGGAGGGGCAGUGGUCUCAUUGCUUUGUGUCACGAUGCCUCUGUAGAAUCCUUGUAUUCAUGGAUUUAUAUAUGUUUCUUCUUUAUAUAUAUAUUCUUUCUGAUUUGUCUUCCCUGAAAAAGAAAAAGAAAAGCUAGCUCAUCUGUAAUUAACUUCUCCGUAUUACCACCCCUUCUCUUCCUCGCAAUUGUCUGUCCCUCCGUAGGUGCAGGUCUGCUUUCAGAAGUGAUGCCAUGUGGAAAAUUUGUUGUAUAGAAGAAAAAGGUUUCUCUUAUGCCUUUGCCAGACCCAGGUUGUCCUUGCCCAUAGAAUGAGAUCGGCAAAUUCUAGGAUAUUUAAACGUUUGAUUGAACAGGCACUUUGUAUAUAUUGGGGACCCUGUCUCAGUUUUUUAUUACAUGGAUGGACCUAGCUGCCCAUCCCUAAACGCAAUAAUUGUGUUUGCUAGUUUGGAAUACCAUGUCUAGCAUUUGGAUACUCCAGCGUGUUUGACAGCCUUCAACGUGUGAUUGUGUGGCUCAAGUUGAAUUAAUAAUUGUCAAAUUGGAUU